AUGGCCCCGCUGUGGUGGCUGCUGGGCUCGCUGGUGGCCGCGGUGGCGGGGGGGGGGUCGGUGGAGCAGCCCCCCGCCUCCGAGCCCGCCUGCCCCGUGUGCCUGUGGCGGCGGCAGAGCAAAGAGCUGCGCCUGGAGAGCAUCAAGUCGCAGAUCCUGAGCAAGCUGCGGCUGAAGGAAGCGCCCAACAUCACCCGGGAGGUGGUGAAGCAGCUGCUGCCCAAGGCCCCCCCGCUCCAGCAGCUCCUGGACCUCCACGACUUCCAGGGGGACUCGCUGCAGCACGACGAGUACCUGGAGGAGGACGAGUACCACGCCACCACCGAGACCGUCAUCAGCAUGGCCCAGGAAACCGACCCGGUGGUGCAGAUCGAGGGCAACCCGCACUGCUGCUUCUUCAACUUCAGCCCCAAGAUCAUGUUCACCAAGGUGGUGAAGGCGCAGCUCUGGGUGUACCUGCGGCCGGUGCAGCACACGUCCACCGUGUACCUGCAGAUCCUGCGCCUCAAGCCCGUCACGGACGAGGGCAGCCGCCACAUCCGCAUCCGCUCGCUCAAGAUCGAGCUCAACUCGCGCGCCGGCCACUGGCAGAGCAUCGACUUCAAGCACGUCCUGCAGAACUGGUUCAAGCAGCCCCACAACAAUUGGGGCAUCGAGAUCAACGCCUUCGACCCCAACGGCAACGACCUGGCGGUCACCUCGCUGGGACCCGGCGCCGAGGGGCUGCACCCCUUCAUGGAGCUGCGCGUCCUGGAGAACAACAAGCGCUCCCGGCGGAACCUGGGGCUGGACUGCGACGAGCACUCCACGGAGUCGCGCUGCUGCCGCUACCCGCUCACCGUGGACUUCGAGGCCUUCGGCUGGGACUGGAUCAUCGCCCCCAAGCGCUACAAGGCCAACUACUGCUCGGGCCAGUGCGAGUACAUGUUCAUGCAGAAGUACCCGCACACGCACCUGGUGCAGCAGGCGAACCCGCGCGGCUCGGCCGGGCCCUGCUGCACGCCCACCAAGAUGUCCCCCAUCAACAUGCUCUACUUCAACGACAAGCAGCAGAUCAUCUACGGCAAGAUCCCCGGCAUGGUGGUGGAUCGCUGCGGCUGCUCCUAG
Molecule: messenger RNA, 1107 nt
Organism: Agelaius phoeniceus (red-winged blackbird)
Lineage: Eukaryota; Metazoa; Chordata; Aves; Passeriformes; Icteridae
Gene: GDF11
Product: growth differentiation factor 11
Cellular component (GO): extracellular region
Molecular function (GO): growth factor activity; cytokine activity
Source: RefSeq, a predicted model, not a curated record